Messenger RNA from Aspergillus alliaceus, 1539 nucleotides. Its product is annotated as cytochrome P450. The transcript has 6 exons. The coding region runs from base 1 to 1539 and encodes 512 amino acids. The record is from RefSeq and is a predicted model, not a curated record. Lineage: Eukaryota; Fungi; Ascomycota; Eurotiomycetes; Eurotiales; Aspergillaceae. Gene Ontology annotation, molecular function: oxidoreductase activity, acting on paired donors, with incorporation or reduction of molecular oxygen; iron ion binding; heme binding.
AUGACCUUGGAUCAUUUUGUCUUCCCGGGCGAUGCCAUCUGGCUGGCACUGGCCACGGGGGUCCUCUACCUCGUUACUGUGGCGAUCUAUGAGCUCUUCUUCUCUCCCUUGGCGCAUAUCCCUGGCCCCAAAUUGGCCGCUUGCACUCGACUGUACGAGUUUUACUACGAUGUAGUCAGACAUGGGCGGUACACGUUUAAAAUUGCAGAGCUGCAUGAUAAAUACGGACCCAUUAUUCGGAUCAGUCCACGCGAGGUCCACAUCCGGGACCCCGAGUACUACGAAACGCUCUACGCCCUCAACGCCCCUCGCAACAAAGACCCAUGGUUCACGACGCACUUCGACGUCGCUGAGUCGGCCUUCGCAACGCUCGACUAUCGGCUUCACCGGCCGCGCCGGGCGGAGCUCGCGCCGUACUUCGCAAAGGCUCGAGUUACGCGCUUGCAAUCACUGAUUCAAAAGAACCUUGACAAAUUAGCCGAUCAGCUCAAUGCCUACGUGCGCUCUGGGGAGGUCCUCAAAGUGGACAUUGCGUAUAACUGCUUCACCGCGGACGUAAUCACCGAGUACACGAGCUAUCGCUCCCUCGGCUAUCUGGAUACAUCCGACAUGGUGCCCAUUUGGAGCGAGACCGUUCGCAAUCUGGUGGAGAUCGGGAUGAUCUCGCGCCAUCUUCCCGGUUUCUUCCCUCUGCUGGCACGAACAGGGACGAGAUUCAUUAAACUGGUGUGUCCGAAACUGUUGCCUGUGAUGGCAUUUCGGAUGAAAUGUGCCCAGGAGGUCAGCGUUAUGUGGAAUCAACCUGAGCAGGCAGCCAAGGCGGCGAGCGACAAACAGUCGAGCGAGCCAGUGUUAUUCCAGGAUCUGGUCCGUCGCGCUUCAAUGACGCCGGAUAUCACCGAAGCUCGAGUACUACAUGAGUAUAUCACUAUUGUAGCCGCUGGGACCGAGACCACCGCACAUACCAUGACGGUGUGUACAUUCUAUAUUCUCAAUAACGAAGCGAUUCUGCGAAAGCUGCGCACUGAAUUGGAGCAAAGGUUCCCUGGAGAUGAGGUGAUGGAUUUAGCAACCCUUGAACAGCUGCCUUACUUAACUGGGGUCAUCUACGAAGGACUACGACUCUCCUACGGUCUAUCCCAUCGCCUCCAGAGGAUCAGCCCGAUCGAUCCUUUGCAGUACAAGGACAUAGUCAUUCCGCCAAAUACCCCAGUCGGAAUGUCCUGCGCCCUAAUGCAUCAUGAUGAGACCAUUUUCCCACAGUCACACGAGUUCCUGCCGGAGCGAUGGUCCAGUCCGGACGAGCGGAAGAGACUGAACAAGUAUCUCGUUUCGUUCAGCAAGGGGUCCCGGCAGUGUAUCGGGAUGAAUCUGGCUUUUGCGGAGCUGUAUCUCGCCGUGGCGACUCUCUUCCGGAAAUUCGACAUGGAAUUGCGGGACACCACGGUCGAUGAUGUCAAAUUGCAUAGCGACAUGAUGCUCCCGCACCCGAAGCCAGAUAGUCAGGGGGUUCGGGUGGUUCUGAAAGCGAGAAUGUGA